Molecule: messenger RNA, 2438 nt
Organism: Neodiprion fabricii
Lineage: Eukaryota; Metazoa; Arthropoda; Insecta; Hymenoptera; Diprionidae
Product: UNC93-like protein
Exons: 7
Coding region: 386-1846 (486 amino acids)
Biological process (GO): regulation of potassium ion transport; regulation of muscle contraction
Cellular component (GO): plasma membrane; striated muscle dense body
Molecular function (GO): potassium channel regulator activity
Source: RefSeq, a predicted model, not a curated record
UCGAAUCGUGCUAGUCGAUUAAUUGCCCUGUGUCUAAAAUUUCACACAACACAAACCGUGAUUCUUCUAUUUUUAGAUACAUUAAUCGCGUAAUCUCGUUAUUUAAAACUAACUACAAUUUCUUAAACUUUCGCGAAUCUUGGUGCCCAGUUAGCACUCUUAUCCAGAGGCCAACUAUCAUUCGACUAGAAAAAGUCGACGUUUUGUCCAAUAAAAAAAAUUUCAACACAUUCUUGGCAAAAAAUAGACAAAGAGAGACAAUCAACACUGGCGAUUAAAUAAACAAAAUUUUAUGAUAUGUGAUGAAUUUUGGAAACCUGGGAAGCUGUGGAUAGAAAAGGUUGCCGUGUCCUGUAAAUAAAAGAAGAAAAAACCCACCUACAGCAUGCCAUCCAAGGAAAAUGUGGGAGGAAAUUUCAUUGAAGUCAAAGAUGGAAGGUCAAAUUUCCUGCCAUCGGAAAGAUGGCGAAUCAUGAAAAACAUAUUGAUGAUCAGCUUCGCUUUUAUGGUACAUUUCACGGCUUUCAUGGGCGCCAGCAAUCUGCAAAGUUCCGUUAACGCGGACAAAUCUCUGGGCACGUUUACCUUGGCUUCAAUAUACGGCAGUUUGAUCCUGAGCAACAUUUUUCUACCCGUACUCAUGAUAAGCUGGCUUGGAUGCAAGUGGACCAUAUCCCUAACGUUUAUCUCGUACAUGCCUUUCAUCGCAGCCCAGUUCUACCCCAAGUUUUUCACCAUGAUUCCAGCGGGACUUGCCGUUGGCUUGGGUGGCGGACCACUUUGGUGUGCAAAAUGUACUUAUCUCACGGUUGUGUCCGAAGCUUAUGCCUCUGUAUCGGAACUGAGCGCGGACGUUUUGGUCACAAGGUUCUUCGGCCUCUUCUUCAUGUUUUACCAAAUGGCGCAGGUUUGGGGGAACCUGAUCUCGUCGGCAGUAUUGUCCUACGGAUUGGAUGCCACGCCAGUAAACAACACUAUAAACAGCACCCUCGUCGCUGAAAUUUGUGGGGCAAAUUUCUGCGCAGCACAGACCGAUGAAGAAAAUCCAAAUCUGAAACCACCCCCUGCUGAACGAAUUCAACUGAUCUCCGGUAUUUACCUAGGAUGCAUGGUCUUCGCUAUUCUCGUUGUUGCUUUCGGAGUAGACUCUCUGACUAGGUACGACAGGGGCCGUUCCGGAUCAACUACUGGGAAGUCUGGUCUUAAAUUACUCGCUGUUACUUUGAAGUUACUGAAAGAAAAGAGACAGCUGCUCAUUUUACCGAUAACACUGUUCAUCGGGGCUGAGCAAGCUUUCCUUUUUGCCGAUUUCAACGCCGCGUUCGUCUCCUGCGCAUGGGGUAUUAGUAAUAUCGGUUACGUGAUGAUUUGCUACGGAGUGGCAAAUGCGAUUGCUGCUAUAAGCACGGGGUCCGUGGUAAAACUCACUGGACGAACUCCGGUAAUGGUUUUCGCAUUCAUUCUUCAUGUUGCAAUAAUAGUAGCACUAUUGCUCUGGAAGCCGACACCGGAACAGGGAAUCAUAUUUUUUGUGAUGUCGGGAUUGUGGGGAGUCUGCGAUGCUAUUUGGCUUGUUCAAGUUAAUGCAUUGAGUGGCAUUCUUUUCCCUGGCAAGGAAGAAGCUGCUUAUUCAAACUUCCGACUUUGGGAAGCAACCGGUUCAGUGUUAGCCUAUGCUUACAGCCCCUACUUAUGCACAAACAUAAAGUUGUACAUUUUGUUGGCUAUUCUUUGUAUAGGAGUUACUGGGUACGUGAUUAUCAUUCGGAAGGGUAGAGCCAGUCGGACCAUUACAGAUGAAAGAAAGAACUUCGAGCUCGUUGCAACUAGAGAAGCUUCUAGCUGAUUAACUCCGUACUAGCAGUGUAGGAUCGGUACGACUUGCACGUGAUAAAUUGAAUAUGAUAUUAAAUGCAUGGCGAGACUAAGGUUGGAAGCAUAUCCAGGAAAGUAUAAUGUUUUAAUAGUUAAGAGAGUGUCGAUCUUAAAGUGAUAUUAAUUGGUUCCGGACACUAGUUAUAUGGCUCUAAAAAGCGGUACGCCACAGGUGAAAAAUGAUUUGAAAACACUUGGCGAUAUUUUAGCUAGAACCAAUAUAUCAUGAACCCGUAUCAUCAUGAAGUAAUUGUAGAAAUAAUUCAAUUUUGUCAUCAGUUGUAUUGUGUAUGUAAAGAAAAUUGUAUUCUGGUAAAAUUGUGGAAGGUGUAAGUGUAUUCAAUGGUGCCAUUUGAAACCGGCUGAAAAAAAACCAGAAGCAUUUUUCAAAAUAUUGUUACGGUUUCCCCUUUCGAAUAUGCAUGUAUUUAUUUAAUUAGUCAAAAAUCAACGAACGUCUUUUGGAAUCAACGAGUAUCUUUCUGGAUUCCUGGAACGAACUUCAAACGUCACGCGUCUCCUUGUACUUUUGUCCUAAAAUAAAUCGCCCCAGUCUUUUUGAA